AUGGCAAGCUUUCAUAGUGAAGCAGAAUCGGAUGCCGCAUGGUCAGGUGAUGAAGACUCAUCUGUGAUCCGCUGCUUGUCGAACCGUGGACCCCAGAGUGCCAGUACAGAAGGCUCGGUUGACGAGGCCACCCAGGCGCUCCCAGAUUAUGCACGAGCCCAUUACGAGCAUAUUGCUAGAUAUCAACGCGGUGGAUUUCACCCAGUACAUAUUGGAGACUACCUUGAUUCGAAGGAGAGAUAUAGAGUUCUUCACAAGCUCGGCUUCGGAUCUUCGUCAACAAUAUGGCUGUGUGACGAUGUAGUACGGAGGCGAUUUCGGGCCGUCAAGGUAGUUUCUGCCGACAAGUCUAAGCUGAAAGACCACAAUAACGAAAGGAUCCUCAGUCUGGUGAAGGCUUGUAAAGGAAAAGGCUUGUCAAAUUCUAUUGUGGUGCCAAGAGACAAGUUCUGGAUCACAGGACCAAAUGGGCAGCACCUUUGCCUCGUCAUGCCGGUGUUGGGACCGAACCUACUCGACGGUCUUGAAGGCGCCGGAUUGGACACACCAGGAUAUCUUACAUACCUUUGCUUCAAGCUCAGCGUAACUUUGAGUUGCUUGCAUGAAAAUGGUAUCAUUCAUGGCGAUAUCCGGCCACAGAAACUUAUGAUGGUGCUUAGAGGCGACUGUAUGGAUGAAGCUUGGCGAAAGGAUUCGCUGCACGAUUUAAUUGAAAAGCCCAGUAUCUGGAAACUCAGCUCUUCGUCCCAAUCCUCGUCAAAUCGUGCGCCAAAAUAUCUUGUCAAGAAGAUAAACCUGUGUUCUCUGGAAAAGAGAUUUCGCUCCGGCACAGUAGCUAUUGCUGACUUCAGUCGGUCUCCCCAGAACGGCUUACGUAUAGGAGUCACCAACGCAUUCCCCGCCGCAUAUAGCGCUCCCGAAGUACGACUCAAUCACAAUAUUCCUGACUUCUCGAGUGAUAUCUGGUCGCUGGCGGCUUGUAUCUACUUGAUCCGUACAGGCAGAGAACUGAUGCCACAGAUGGAUUCGAUUUCAGCUUUCAUCGCGUGGACAUCGUGGAAUUUUGAUCUCAGGAAGAGGUACACGACUGGCUUGAGAGGCUGGAAACGCCACCCUCCCGCCAUCGGAGAGCUCUGUCAAUGA
Molecule: messenger RNA, 1143 nt
Organism: Neoarthrinium moseri
Lineage: Eukaryota; Fungi; Ascomycota; Sordariomycetes; Amphisphaeriales; Apiosporaceae
Exons: 2
Coding region: 1-1143 (380 amino acids)
Biological process (GO): protein phosphorylation; spliceosomal complex assembly; regulation of mRNA processing
Molecular function (GO): ATP binding; protein kinase activity
Source: RefSeq, a predicted model, not a curated record